CUCCCCCUUUUUUUGGCAGACAGGCAACUGAAGUAAGUCCAGAUUACUGUGUAGGGGGCAGAGAGAGCGUCCCGCUUAGCCACGGGGAGGAAGGAGUGAAGCUGGGCUUGCGCUCCAGCAGCAACAAACUUUUAGGCCAAGGGGCACCAGCCUUCUCUUCCUGAAUUUCUCCCCAAAGGUGCUGAGCAGCCAGCAGCAAGAUGGCAUCCUCUGGUAGCCCGGGAACUCGUAUGACUUCCACAGUCAGCAUCAAUAUUUCCACUCCAACUUUCUACAACCCGCAGAAGAAGUUUGCACCAGUGGUUGCCCCUAAGCCCAAAGUGAACCCCUUCAGGGCUGGGGGUGCCAUGCCUGGGAAUGCCUCAGAGCUGCCACUGCCUCAGCCUUCUGGGGCUGGUGCCCAACGUGCUCAGAUAGGGAAAGUGGGGGAGAUCCCACCAGCUGCAGCACCUUUGCUUGCUGAAGAGCUGCCACUGCCACCUCCACCCCCUCCAGGAGAGGAGACAGUCAUCUCCCCAACCUGUGCUUUCCCCCCACCCCCACCACCAUUCGAAGAGCCCUUCCCCCCGGCCCCAGAAGAGGUUUUUCCUUCUCCCCCUCCCCCCAUGGCUGACGAGGGGCUUGUGACUGGGGUGCCUGCCCCACAGGUGCGUGGGAAGAUGAAUAGCAUUGAUAUGGAGAUUGACUCGCUGUCCUCAAUGCUGGAUGACAUGGAGAAGAAUGAUCCCUUCAAAUCCCGGGUGUCUCCAGGAUUCACAGCUCCCCUGGAAACCCCUUCUGCCCCUAAAGGCCAUGUAGAAAUCAUGGCUGCACCUAAAGAUCCCCCAACUCCUGCUUCUUUCCCCCCCAAGUUCACCCCAAAACCCAGUGGAGGAUUCAUGCCAAAACCUUCUCAAGUGGAUGUGGUCCCUGCACCAGCACCUUGGGCAGCCCCAAUGCAGCGUAGAGACUCCCCAGCAACACAGUCCAGAGCACUAGCCCCAUCUGCACCCCUUCUUCCCUCAGCCCAGCCUGCCCCUAAAUUUACCCCACCCCCUGUUGCCAGCUCCCCCAAAUUUGGAUCCAAACCAGCUGCUAGUGCUUCUGGGGUCCCCACAAACUCCAUGAGAUUUACUGCCCCUCCCCCUACUCAGACCCAAUUCACAACCCCUUCAGCUAUGGGCUUGGCCCCAAGGCCCCAGCCUCCCAGUUUCACCUAUGCCCAGCAGCAGGAGAGACCUCAGGUGCAGGAGAAGCCACAUCCCACAGGACAGCCUGCCACCCCACGGGACAUGCACAGGGCUCUUGUGGGAACUGGUUCAGAGCCCCCCAGGGGAAACUCCUCACUGACCAUGAAAGAGGUGGAGGAGCUGGAAAUGCUGACCCAGAAGCUCAUGAAGGAUAUGGAGAACCCACCCCAUGCAGAAGCCUCCACUUCUGAGCUGUGCGGCCUCUGCCGGAGGCCCCUGUCCCGAACUCAGCCAGCUGUGCGUGCUCUUGACCAUCUCUUCCACGUGGAGUGCUUCACCUGCUUCAAGUGUGAGAAGCAGCUGCAGGGGCAGCAGUUCUACAAUGUGGAUGAGAAGCCCUUCUGUGAGGACUGUUAUGCCGGUACCCUGGAGAAGUGCAGUGUCUGCAAACAGACCAUCACAGACCGGAUGCUGAAGGCCACAGGCAACUCGUACCAUCCCCAGUGCUUCACCUGUGUGGUGUGUCAGACCCCCCUCGAGGGGGCAUCUUUCAUUGUGGACCAGGCCAAUCAACCCCACUGUGUGGAUGACUAUCACAGGAAGUAUGCCCCCCGCUGCUCAGUCUGUGCUGAGCCCAUCAUGCCAGAGCCUGGAAAGGAUGAGACGGUACGUGUGGUGGCCUUGGAGAAGAACUUCCACAUGAAGUGUUACAAGUGUGAGGACUGUGAGAGGCCUUUGUCUAUUGAGGCAGAUGAGAAUGGCUGCUUCCCCCUGGAUGGUCACGUACUGUGUAUGAAGUGUCACACCACUCGUGCCAAAGCUGCGUGCUGAGGGGCUUGGAGUGGGGUAUGCCCCUGAUACCUCUCCUCCCCCAUGCCAAUGGCCUGCAUUCCCCUGCUCUCAAUGGUCCAAUCCCUUUGCCCCACAGAGCACAUUCCUACUUAGAUACCCUGGCAAUGAUCCUUCCUUUACACAGGGAUCACCACCCCAUAUCCCCUCCUCCAUGCCAGGAUCCCCCUCUGCAAUGCCUGCUUUUCCUGGUCCCAGUGCGUUCCAGACUGGGGAGUGUAGGAGAUCCCUCUGUUUUUCCCCUAAAUUGCUCUAGAAUGGACAUUUCAAUAGUCCUGGAGGAAAUAGGUUGGCCUCUCCAACUCUGUGCUCUCUCACUCCUUCAGCUCCACUUGGUAGAGCUAGACAUUACUACCUAGUGGCUGUGUCUGAGGCUAAAGGUAUCUUUGCUCCAUGGAGCAGUACACGUAUUUGACAUUGUGAGAUGAAGUGCCCGUCUUUUCAGUGCUCCUUUCUCUGCUGUCUCCCUCACCCAUAUCUAGGAGCAUAGGCAUAUUUCUGAGAAGAGUGGAGACAGAGCUUGGUGGGCGGCCUUGCUCCCUGGGCUGGAAAGAGUUAAUCUAGGUUAUAGCUUUCUUGCCUCUGUCAGAGCUCACCAGCUGACUGAUCCUGUCUAACAUUUUUCCCUGACAGAUAAACCUGUCAGUCUGGGGAGGGGCCUCUCACUGGGUUUGGGACCCUCUUCCUCCCCUCCCAGAAGGUCUGUACUCCCCAUUUCCUUUCACUCAGUGUCUUCCUUGGUGCUUGGCCCAGUCGCUUGGCAUAGCAAACUAUCCAAAGGAUUUGUGUUUACACAAAGGACUCCGAGAGCUCAUUGUGGAGGCUGCCAGCACCCAGUAGGGAAUGGCCCCAGGGUGUGGUAUGAGGAUUCACUGCCAGCACAAGGUUGGAGGAAUGUCUCCCCAGGUACCAAUAGGCAUUGCUCACUGUUACUGGGAAGGCUGCAGUGAUAAUUGCAAUGUCCUAAUUAGCUCUGCCUGUCACUAGGAUGAUCCCCUCUUCCUGGGCUGGAAUCACUCUCUGACUGAACCAGCAUUUUGGAUAUUGUACUUUCCAGCCACUAUGUGCAUCUAAAUAAAUUUUUUUUAUUGAAAUCUC
Molecule: messenger RNA, 3116 nt
Organism: Trachemys scripta elegans
Lineage: Eukaryota; Metazoa; Chordata; Testudines; Emydidae
Gene: ZYX
Product: zyxin
Exons: 10
Coding region: 201-2000 (599 amino acids)
Biological process (GO): transforming growth factor beta receptor signaling pathway; integrin-mediated signaling pathway
Source: RefSeq, a predicted model, not a curated record